AAAACGUUCUUUUUAAAUGGUUCCUUAUUUUUCAGUGUAAUAAGUCGUGAUAACAUGGGUUUUAAAUUAAGAACAAUAUGACUUAACAGUUUUAGAUAAUUAAAAUAACUGAAAAAGAACUGGAGGAAAAAUUACCUACGCAUCAACUUAGUUGAAUAGUGACUUAGUGACUAAAUAUCAUUUUUAACACGUUCAAAAUGUUUAAAAAAAUAUUUUGUACUGAAUAAACGACCGAAUCAGCAGAAAUAGUGCCAAUUUUUGGAUUUAAAAAUCGAAUUUAUUAUAAGUUAUGACAAUUUAUAAAAAAGAACUGUGUGACUAUUCACAUUUUAUCUCAAAUUUGUCUGGCUACUUAUAAAGUUAUUUUAGGAAUGUAGUUUAGCAAUGGAUUUCUACUUUUUGCCACUGUUCAAUACAUUUUCUGGCUAAUAAGUUUUGUUUGAGAAACAAAAUCAUUUAAAAAGAGUUGGCGAGUUGUUUAAGGGACCGACGGCGAAACAAAAGUAAAUCAAAAUGGCGGAGGCGAGUAACGGAUCUCCGGUGGCGGAACAAGAAACUUCUCCGGGAGCGGCAGGCCCACCGUCGUCGUCGUUAAGCAUUGCACUAACGGAAGACAUGAGCAUACACUUGUCACCAAGAGAUUCGCCCAAAGGCGGUGGGUUAUCACCAAAGGCAACCAAGCCAGUGAGCAAGACAACAGCUGGUACACGAGGAGGAAAGGCACAAUCUUCAAAAACGGUUAAGCUGACUAGUGGUUCGAAGAAAUCAUUUCGUAAAGAAAAAGAGCAGUCAAAACUAAGUCCAUCCUCUGAUGAACCUAAAGAAAAAUGCGAUAUGUGCGACGAAUAUAAGGUCAUGCAGACCCGUUGUUUAAAUUGCCACGCAAGUAUGUGUGGGUCUUGCACUGAGCAUCACAAAAAGAUGAAAAUAUCAUGUGACCAUGAAACACAGAGCUGGGAUAAGUUUGUCCCUUCUGCGGGACAAAUGAUAAAAUAUCAAAUACAUUCGAAUAAACCAAACUGUAAGACCCACAGAGACGAGAAGCUUCAAUUAUACUGCAGGCAAUGCCUUAUACCUCUGUGCAUUGCAUGCAAGCUUACUAAACACGAAGGCCAUAAAACGCGCGAUUUGAACGAAGAAAUAUCCGAACAAAGGGACAAUUUGCCGUUUAAACUCAGCCAAAUACGAGCCAGCUUUCUACCACUCCUCAAACAGCAAAUAAAGGAACUAGAAGAACAGAAUAAACAGGUCGCUAUAAAUGUCAAAGGAACGGUUGAAAGCGUCGAGAAAAGGUCCCGAAUUAUGAAAGAAGAAAUCGAUAAGACUAGUAACAGAUUGCUAGAAAGUCUGAAACAAAAAGAGAAGACCGAGACCACCAAAUUGGAACAAAGAAAACAAACACUUGCCGGAUAUGUGCGAAAUGCCACAACUGCAUUGACGUCUGGUGAAAGAAUUGCUCAGCACGGUAAUGAUUUUGAGGUGAUGGAAUUAUAUCAGAAUAUUAUCCGUUUAUCGAAGCAAAUACAGGAGUUGACAAAGAAGAGGGCACCUAGGACGCGAUUAACUUUUUCUGAUGGCUCAAUGACGUCAGCACAGCUACAGAGCAUGUUUGGGAUAUACAUGGAAAAUGGACCAAAGCUGGAAACACUGGCUUCUCCCAGAGCCAAACAAAGUAAACAAAAAGUGAUCAGGGGGAUUCCAACGUUACAGGUUGUUCCAGAAGUACACGCAAGACUACUAAAGACGUUUAUAUGUAAGAUGGUAGCCGGUAAUAAAGUGAGCGCUAUUGCACCUAUCAAUGAUUCGGAGGCUUGGAUAUGCUUCGGAUGGACAACAACUGAAAUAUAUCUCUACAAUAAAGAUGGCUAUCGGCGGAACCGGAUUGUCUUCAAACAGCCUGUAGAUGAUAUUGCGAUUGAUGGCGAUGGCAACUUACUUGUAUCGACAUUUACCGGAAGCGUCGUACGUAUAGUAGAUAAGAAACUUCAAGUUCGGGACUUCUUUCAAUGUCCUUUACGUUGUCGCGGUCUCGAUGUGUCAGCUGCUGGGGAAAUUAUCGUCUGCGGAGUGGACAUGUGCACUGCAAUACCAUCUCCAAAUAAAUGUACAAUUUUCAAAUUUACUGCGCGCGGGAACAAGACCGGCCAUCUUGACGGGGAUAGGACUAAACGCAUACCCAUUCAUCCAUAUCGCGUUGCGGAAAAUAUCGAUGGUUCCAUUGCUGUUUCUGAUUGGAUAAGCGACAAAGAAGGGCGUGUCGUAGUUUUCUCACAUGACGGCAAAGUACGCAUGGUCUAUUACGGACUGAACGAUGUGAAAGGAAAUUUCCUUCCGUACGGGAUAUGUACAGAUAAGUUUGGUCACAUCAUUGUUGGUGAUAUUGCCAACCAAGAAGUGCAUCUACUCGACAUAAAAGGUCACUUUCUGAAAGUCCUGAUAACCAAGGAAGAGCUGGACAAUGAGAGGCCGUAUUCUGUGGCUGUGGACCAUAUGGGGACAUUGUGGAUUGGCAACGAGAGGGCGCAGAUUAAGAUCUUUCGUUACUUGCUUCAUCAAUCUCAUAUAGUAGGACCAUAUAUCGCUAAUGCAGAUGCCCGUUGGGAUAUGGAUCCGCAUAGAUCACCAAGGGACCACGGCACACCAAGAGAACACGGUCAUAUGAGGUAUCAGGAAUAUCCGGCGCGAACCGUGAAUCAUUGGAAAAGAGAUGAGCCAAGAAGGCCAAAUGUUCGAACUUACAAAGACGUUCCAGACUACUGGAAGUGGAAACAUGAGCGAUACUAAAAGAUAAUUUUGCGAAAACAAUAUUAGAAGAGACCAUCCUUUUAAUACUAUAAUUUUGUAGCUAUACGAGUAAAUAGCUCUAUCUAACAAUUUAAACGAAAAACUGACUUUUAAAGACAAACAGCAUAGCUGUAAAAUCAAUUGGGUGUAAAUAUGAAAAACUGUUACAGAAAUGUUUCCCUUUUCAAUAAAUCUGUUAUUAAUUGAUAUCGAUAGCAAAUCAUCUGCCUACAAAAUGCCGCCAAAUACCAAUUAAACAAACCUUGUUUUCUUUAAUUCUAAUACCCAUGCGCCUAUUGUACAUAUACAGUAUUUAUUUUUGAAUUUUUCGCUAAAAAUGAUGAAUGACAUUGUCUCCAGA
Molecule: messenger RNA, 3145 nt
Organism: Ruditapes philippinarum (Manila clam)
Lineage: Eukaryota; Metazoa; Mollusca; Bivalvia; Venerida; Veneridae
Exons: 2
Coding region: 514-2784 (756 amino acids)
Molecular function (GO): zinc ion binding
Source: RefSeq, a predicted model, not a curated record